GCCGUUAUUAUACUCGCCCAAGAGAAAGAAAUGAUAGCUGCAAUUCUCAUAGUCUUGGCAGUAGCCUAUAUGCUGUGGAAGCUCUUAGCAUUCAAACAAGCUGAGAAGCAGACGUCUGAGGGAUGGAAAAAUGAUACCAAGGAUGCGGUCCUUGAUGGUUCGAGAGAUUCAGAAAUCGAGCCACUGAAUGAUCUUGAUUAUACCAAAGUGCCUCCUAUCCAGUACAGGCCAUUCCUUACAAUGCCUCAUGUUUCAAUGGGAAUCAAAAAGAUGUCUCGAAAUGAAUGGAUUCGCAUUGACCGUGGUUAUAUGAAUCGCAUCAAAGAACGGCAGAUGGUGAUGCGUGAGCAUGCUGCUGAUGCGAUUGGCACCAGCGAUAUAGUAAACCCCGCAAUUGCCGAGCUCUACGAAGCAAUUAUGAUUAAUCAUCUGCCAAAUAGGUUCCCUACGAUGUUUCGUAUUGAGGGAACCAGGUUACUCAACCUCGUCACAGGCAGAUCGCACUCAAUCAAGAUGCAAGAGCUCAGCCACGCUGAAAUGUUACAAAACUUGGGCGAGAGCGUUGAAGAGGACUUCUAUAUCAUGUGUCCCGAUGAGGAAGGUGAGAUUCGCCUUCAAGGAUACAUUGCUUGUUUUCCAGGUGGAUUCCUCAGCCGUGCAAAAGUAGGGAUGUCUAUGAGAGAGAUCCACCAGCCGGUUCCCGGAUAUGCAGAGAGAAUUGGAAAAGGGGCCGACCGUCAUUUGCAACGACUCGAACCAGGAAACUACAUUGAGCGCAUGAAUUGGAGUCUCCAAGUAGAUGGCUCAGACCUCUUCCGUCUUGAUGGCAAUAACUAUUACCCCGAACUGGGAGAGGAGAUACCAGAGGAAGAGCAACGUGUUGAUCUCUCCACAUCUUAUCUCAGGGUAGAGCACCAAACUUUGAAUCGGUUGCCAAAAUCCCUGGCAGUCAUCUUCUGUGUGCGCUCAUAUCUUACUUCUUUGGAAGAUAUCAGGAAUGAGGGAAACGGUCCGUCUCUUCUAAGUGCUAUUAAAAGUAUGCCUGAAAAGCUAGGGGACUACAAGAAGCGUCCGUUCUGGUGUAAGGCUGUGUACGAGUAUCUUGGAGCCCAGUAGAAAGGCUUUUAGCUGCGACGGAAUCGGAUAAUGCAGGGUUUCAUCUUACAUGUCCACAUUUGGUUAAAACAUCGAUGGCUAUCACAAAUUAUGCAACAUUGAGAUAUUCCGUAUUAUAAUGCCGAUAUAUCGGUAUCACGUGUAAGGCAGUGAUACCCAGCCG
Messenger RNA from Trichoderma asperellum CBS 433.97, 1279 nucleotides. RefSeq lists its product as uncharacterized. The record is from RefSeq and is a predicted model, not a curated record. NCBI's taxonomy places the organism in Eukaryota, Fungi, Ascomycota, Sordariomycetes, Hypocreales, Hypocreaceae.